AUGAACAGAUUUAACAGUAUAUUUAAUAAAAAUGAAGUAGAAAAUAAACUAAGAGAUUUUAAAGAGGGUGAAGAUUAUUCUGUUUCGCCGACUGAUGAACCGAAUAUAAAAACCUACAAUUUUCAUAACGAUAAAUUAAGAAGUGUGUUUCGAGGUGACCGAGUUCCAGUGCGAAUAACCCAAGAAGCCUACGACGGAAAAGAUUAUACAUAUAGAGGUCAUUUUGAGGAAGGAAAGGAUUAUCAUUAUAGUCGUCAAGAUUGGCAUUUUGGUGAGGAUUACCAAGGAAAUAGAGGAACAGAUAUUUUUGGAGAUGGCGAGUGA
Messenger RNA from Paraglomus occultum, 324 nucleotides. Lineage: Eukaryota; Fungi; Glomeromycota; Glomeromycetes; Paraglomerales; Paraglomeraceae. The record is from the annotation of a GenBank genome assembly.